Molecule: messenger RNA, 800 nt
Organism: Gymnodraco acuticeps
Lineage: Eukaryota; Metazoa; Chordata; Actinopteri; Perciformes; Bathydraconidae
Gene: cops7a
Product: COP9 constitutive photomorphogenic homolog subunit 7A
Biological process (GO): COP9 signalosome assembly
Cellular component (GO): COP9 signalosome
Source: RefSeq, a predicted model, not a curated record
UUUCACCUUACUGUCCAAUCAGCGAUUACGUUGCUUUGUUGUCGUACGUGCGCUGACAGCGGAACUGAACAACGAGAGGGGAGCCUGUCUGCCAUAAACCAACACAAUAAGAUGGAGGUGGAGCAGCUCCUGUCUCUGUCCGGCCCCGCUCUGGCCCAGGCUGUCAGCUCUCUGCUGGAGACCCCCGGCCUCUACGUCUUCUCUGACAUCCUGGAGCUGCCUAAUGUCAGAGAGAUGGAGAAUGGCCCUCAUGCACCCUGCGUGGCAGUGGGAAGAUCUGGUCCAAGUCCAACUGAAGACUGAGACGUGGAGACAAGGCACUGAUGGACACUCACUGAUUCACGGACACAUGUUGACGGACAAACGGAUGAUCAAAGACACCUUUUACACUCUGCACAAUAAAACCAGGAAGCUUCAUGGGAACCUUUCUUCUCUCCUCUUGUCACCACGACGGAUUUAGAAACACACACCGGCUGAUGGAAGAUGACAGGUGUGACAUCCACUGUGCUGUUUCUAAUAGCCUAAUUGGCUAGUGCAAACACACACACACACACACACACACACACACACACACACACACACACACACACACACACACUUGUAACACAUGAUAAAACGACAGAAUGCUGCAGGAGUCCGUUGCCUUUGACCAGAAACAGGAUCAGUGUAUGUAUUGGUUUAAAAUGUUCCUUUUUGAUUUAGAUUCAUUCUAUGUUGCUCUGUAAUUUUUUGUCUUUCUUCUCUCUGUAUAAAAUCAGAAUAUAAAUUGUUUGGGAAAUAAAGCAAAGCCGUGUACUUAC